AUGGUCGACGUGGGUUCGAAGCCAGUUACAGAACGGACUGCUACGGCACAAGCAAAGGUUUUUGUGGGACCCGAACUGAUGAAACUUGUACGAGAAAAUGGCCUGAAGAAAGGUGACGUACUUAGCGUUGCUCGCCUGGCGGGAAUUGUGGGGGCCAAGCAGACGUCCAGCCUUAUCCCUCUGUGUCAUAACAUAUCUUUAUCCUCUGUGGCUGUGGACAUUGAACUGGACUCUGCUCUCAACUGUGUGAUUAUAACUGGCACGGCAAAGUGUAGAGGGCAGACAGGCGUGGAGAUGGAAGCUCUCACUGCUGUAUCGGUGUCCGCCUUAACAGUGUACGAUAUGUGCAAAGCUGUGAGUCAUGACAUUGUGAUAUCUGAAAUAAUGCUUCUGGCCAAAAGUGGGGGAACUAGAGGAGACUUCCACCGGACAUGA
This is a messenger RNA of Schistocerca piceifrons (Central American locust), 435 nucleotides long. RefSeq names its product molybdenum cofactor biosynthesis protein 1-like. Gene Ontology annotation, biological process: Mo-molybdopterin cofactor biosynthetic process. The record is from RefSeq and is a predicted model, not a curated record. The coding region runs from base 1 to 435 and encodes 144 amino acids. Lineage: Eukaryota; Metazoa; Arthropoda; Insecta; Orthoptera; Acrididae. The transcript has a single exon.